ACAAGGAGCACAACCAAGGACUGAAUGAUGAGCAAUCACUCAAGUGCCACUGAAUUCUGCCUUUUAGGUUUCCCUGGGUCCCAAGAACUCCAUCACAUUCUUUUUGCUGUAUUCUUCUUCUUCUACUCAGUGACACUGAUGGGAAACACGGUCAUCAUCGUGAUUGUCUGCGUUGAUAAACGUCUGUGGUCCCCCAUGUAUUUCUUCCUUGGCCACCUCUCUGCCUUGGAGAUUCUGAUCACGUCCAUUAUCGUCCCCGUGAUGCUCUGGGGGUUGCUGCUCCCUGGGAUGCAGACAAUAUCUCUGACUGCCUGUGUCACCCAGCUCUUCCUGUACCUCGCUGUGGGGACCACAGAGUUUGCAUUACUGGGCGCGAUGGCCGUGGACCGUUACGUGGCCGUGUGUAACCCUUUGAGGUACAACGUCAUCAUGAGCAGUCGCACUUGCAUCUCGGUGGUAACUGUGUCAUGGGUGUUUGGGCUCCUCUCUGAAAUCUGGCCAGUCUAUGCCAUGUUUCAGUUUACCUUCUGCAAAUCAAACCUGUUAGACCAUUUUUUCUGUGACCGAGGACAGUUGCUCAAACUCUCGUGUGAUGACACUCUUUUCACAGAGCUUGUUCUCUUUUUAAUGGCUAUUUUCAUUAUCAUUGGUUCUCUGGCCCCAACAGUUGUCUCCUACACCUACAUCAUCUCCACCAUCCUCAAGAUCCCCACGGCCUCUGGCCGCAGGAAAGCCUUCUCGACUUGUGCCUCCCACUUCAUCUUUGUGGUGAUCGGCUAUGGCAGCUGCUUGUUCCUCUACCUGAAGCCCAGGCAAACCCAGGCAGCCGAGUACAACAAGAUAGUCUCCCUGCUGAUUUCCGUGUUGACCCCUUUUCUGAACCCUUUCAUCUUCACUCUCCGGAAUGACAAAGUCAAAGAGGCCCUUGGAGAUGGAAUGAAACGCUGUUGUCAGCUCCUCAAGGAUUAACCCUUCUCCCAGCCAGUCUUAGGUGGGAGAGUCCACAUUCUGUAUUACGCAGAAACCUUGAGAACACUCAUUUCUCUCCUCUUUACCAUUAUCAUCACUAGAAGAAUCAAAUAGUGGUGAACGACUUCGG
This is a messenger RNA of Vicugna pacos (alpaca), 1099 nucleotides long. It is a transcript of the gene OR9A2, whose product is annotated as olfactory receptor family 9 subfamily A member 2. Gene Ontology annotation, molecular function: olfactory receptor activity; G protein-coupled receptor activity. Lineage: Eukaryota; Metazoa; Chordata; Mammalia; Artiodactyla; Camelidae. Gene Ontology annotation, biological process: G protein-coupled receptor signaling pathway. Gene Ontology annotation, cellular component: membrane. The record is from RefSeq and is a predicted model, not a curated record.